AUGGGAUUUACUAGGAUAGGAGCUGGAUUGCCUGCAUUGGAAAGCAGUAGUUUCCAUGAAGCUCAUCAGACACUGCAGGAGCUGCGAGCUAACUCCAAUCCUGGUUUGUUUUUUUUCCUGAAUAAAGUAUUUGAUCUUGUUCUCUGUUUUGGAUUUAGUUUAAUUGAAAUUUUAUCUCAGGUUUCCCUAGUUAGCAAAGAUUCCUCUAUGUUAGAUGGGCUUGACAAUGCCAGUAUUGAAAUGGAAGAAGCCAAGGCUCGGCUGAAUGAAAUUAUUACCUCUAAUUUAAAGACCAUUCAUAGCGAUGAAUCGCCUGAAUUUUCUUGGAUGGUUGAUGGAGCUGGAUUGCCAUCCAAUGCAUCAGAGUUGCUUCCAAAGUUGAUUGGUGAAAACAAGAUUGUUCAGAAGACUUGA
Molecule: messenger RNA, 414 nt
Organism: Lathyrus sativus (Indian pea)
Lineage: Eukaryota; Viridiplantae; Streptophyta; Magnoliopsida; Fabales; Fabaceae
Source: the annotation of a GenBank genome assembly